AUCGUUCCAUCCCACGAUCCCGCAUCUUCAACAAUCGGCGUUGACUCUCCACACCGGCACGUUCGAGACCCAUGCGCCUAGCUCUGUCCCUUGACCAACGCAAUUGGCGACAUGAGCUGCAGUCAGUAUGCGCCUACGGCCUCCCGGAUAUCUACUCCGUCCUUCCACUCUCGGUAAUGUCUGCUGGCGGUGCAGUCAACAGCUAAGCUAUGGGAAUUCGCAAUUUACAAGGACCUUCGCCCACGCCGCCCCUGUAGCACCGAAGCAACAAUCUCGACUAAAGGCCGGAUACUUUUUGUCUAACAAGAUUCUACCUCGAUCCCAUGAUGGUUCAAGUCCCCAGUCGUUUGCGGCCUCAACCGCCCCCGACGAAGCCAGCAAAGCUACCACUACGAGCCAAGUAAACCAACAUCUCCCUCACCGGCGACGUCAAGCAGCAAAGCGCCACGCUGCCAAUUUACCUGAUUCAGCCCCGCCAGCUGAUGCUGAAACUCCUCUCCCGCAAGAUGCCUCAUCUGCGCUUACGACGGAGUCUACGAAGCAUCCCGCCAAUUCUUUCCGUCGACAGCUGUCCCUUCUCCUUUCCCUGUCGAAACCUCGCCUUACCAUCCUAGUCGUUCUCACAGCUAUGGCGCCCUAUGCGCUAUACCCCGUACCGGCCUUUCUCUCUCCGUCUAUCGGUCUAGACACGCCCUCCCUCUCGCCCUUAACCCUGACCUUUCUCACGACCGGCACCGCGCUCUGCUCCGCUAGCGCAAAUGCUCUUAACAUGCUCUACGAACAAGCUUGGGAUGCCAAGAUGACGCGCACGCGAAACAGACCCCUCGUUCGGGGCCUCUUAUCCGAACGUAGGGCUCUCGUCUUCGCCGUUCUUGCUGCCGUUGCCGGAGUCGGUAGCCUUUACUUCGGCGUAAAUCCUACAGUCGCCUUCCUCGGUGCUGCUAACAUCGCACUCUACGCCGGAGUUUACACGCCAAUGAAACGUGUCUCGUGGCUGAACACUUGGGUCGGGGCGGUCGUCGGAGGCAUACCGCCGCUUAUGGGUUGGGCUGCGGCGGCUGGUGAAUCCGCGACGGGAGACGGAUCAUUCCGCGAACUCCUCUUUACGACGGAUGCGAUCGGCGGUUGGCUGCUUGCCGCGCUCCUGUUUGCCUGGCAGUUUCCUCACUUCAUGGCUCUGUCGUGGCCUAUAAGAGAAGAAUAUAAAGCGGCCGGCCACAAGAUGCUAUGCUGGAUCAACCCUGCUCGCAACGGACGCGUAGCGCUAAGGUAUAGCUUGUUAUUCUUCCCGCUGUCUAUCGGACUUUGCGCUGUAGGAGUAACAGAGUGGAGCUUCGCGGUGACAAGCCUACCGGUCAAUUUCUGGCUGGCGCGAGAAGCGGUGCGGUUCUGGCAACAGGAAGGCUUCAAGGGGAGCGCGCGGGGGUUAUUUUGGGCCAGCAUUUGGCACCUACCAGUCAUCAUGGUACUCGCUCUCGUUCAGAAGAAGGGGAUGUGGGGGCGAGUUUGGAGAAGCAUCGUUGGAGAGCCAGAUCUCGAGGACGAGUACGAGGACUGGGUCGUAGACCAAAUCAGCCAAGAAGCUGAGGCCGCUGAUGGCGAGGCCCAAAAGGCAGUGCCUCCUAUUGGAUCCGAGUGAGGUACCACCCAAGUCGGGCUUCUGCAGAGCUACUCGAGACGGCGGCCUAGAACGAACCAAAAAUUAAUAUGUAACAUAUCUUGUCGAAUGUAUAAGAUGGAUACUAAAACGACGCCUGGUCAAGCAUAUUGCAUUAUUCAGAUGCGUGCAAUCGACACGAAGUCAGGAUAAUCACUCGAACUAAGGAACGGGCGCACUAUCGCAAUUCCUACGAUUCCCACGUAGCUGAAUGAUCUAAUGAUUAAUACUCUUAUGUCUGGCUAUACCUAAGAACCCCUUAUGAGCUCAACAAAGUAAUCACCGCCCUUAAUCCUGUGGUAUCUAUGCAAUAAAGAUCUAGUAUACAGUGCAUUGGAUAGUCAUAAGUUUUCCGGCGCAGAAAUGCAGUCAUUAGCUGGUAGACAAAUACCUCGGGCCCAGCAACCCCAAUCCCCUGGUUUUGAUCCGCGAUAAAUAAAGGAGGGUUGCCAUAGUCGAUAGCACGACAAAAUUCCCCCGAACAAUUAUAAAGGAGCGUAGACUCGUUCUUUUAGCAGUCCAAUCUUCAUCCGCUGUACUCUCUGUAUCCCCAUACCGCCCAGCAUCUUCCUCGCAACGACGAGCUGCUCGCCGGCAGUUCCCUCGCCUUCCCACCC
Messenger RNA from Daldinia loculata, 2274 nucleotides. Its product is annotated as mitochondria protoheme IX farnesyltransferase. The coding region runs from base 128 to 1639 and encodes 503 amino acids. NCBI's taxonomy places the organism in Eukaryota, Fungi, Ascomycota, Sordariomycetes, Xylariales, Hypoxylaceae. Gene Ontology annotation, molecular function: protoheme IX farnesyltransferase activity. Gene Ontology annotation, cellular component: mitochondrion; mitochondrial membrane. The transcript has a single exon. The record is from RefSeq and is a predicted model, not a curated record. Gene Ontology annotation, biological process: heme biosynthetic process.